Formica exsecta is the source of this 2375-nucleotide messenger RNA. RefSeq names its product caspase-1-like. The transcript is spliced from 9 exons. Gene Ontology annotation, biological process: apoptotic process; proteolysis. The coding region runs from base 542 to 1933 and encodes 463 amino acids. The record is from RefSeq and is a predicted model, not a curated record. NCBI's taxonomy places the organism in Eukaryota, Metazoa, Arthropoda, Insecta, Hymenoptera, Formicidae. Gene Ontology annotation, cellular component: cytoplasm.
UAUCAAAACCACGAACAUCCUGCGAUAUGUGACAAGGUUUGAACAAUAACGCAUUUCUCCAGUUUGACUGUGCGACAGCGUUACGGAGACGAUAAAAAUCAAACGUGAUAAAAACUGAUAAGCCGAUUCCCUAGUAGGGGAAUUCAAUAAUCGCAUAGAUGAUAUGGAUGGUGGUGGAUUGAAUCAGCCGGAGAUUGGCCCUUUUAUAGUCGUUUCGCAGACACAUCGAGUUCUUGACAUAGUCUUUUCUCUUCGUAGAAUCUUCGUCCACGUAAAGACAAUUAAGUUUCAGUGAUCUCGGUGUAUAAUAUCUCUUUUUCGCGAUAUGGGAUCCUUGACGAUAAACAGCGAAAGCGAAGCCGAGAUAUCACAGAUGAGUAAACUGCUUUACAAGUUUAAAUUUGCUCAGUUAGUAUAAGUACGCGUCUUUACAACAGCCGAAAAUUUAUCUUUUGAAAAGAAGUCAAUAUUUUUGAGCGUGUUGAUGCGUGAUUUGAAAAUUGUUAUAUAAUAAUUAAGAAUUUAGAGGACAUCCGGAAUCAUGUUAAAUUCAAAACUUAAGCAACGUAUCAAUCUGAAAUUUCUCGUCAAAUUGAAAAAAAAUUCUCUCGAAUCUCUUCGUCUAUUGAAAAAGGUAUACGGAAGGGAGUGUAUGUCACGUGCUCGAAUUUUAAAAUUGCAUAAGCAGUUCACUGACAGUGUAGAUGAAGAUAAAUGUCAUGCGCGUCCGAGCACGUGGAAAACGGUGGAAAAUGUUACAAGGAUCAAAGAAAUUGUCCGGAAAGACAGUUGCAUGACUAUGGAUAACGAGAUAUUCAUCGAAAAUGUUGAGUCAUCCAAUAUAUCUUCUGAGCACAGGACUAGAUCCAGUUCGGUGAUAGAUUCAAUCGGCAUUAAAGAUUUGUUCACAAUUCAUGCAAACAUUGCAGUUCCAUGCCGAAGCAAAUCUUUGUCUACUUUAGAUCAUUAUACAACGCCGGAGGAAGAUCAAAAACAAAAUUUUGACAAACCGGACAUCGCGGAAAGAUUCAAACCCGACACAGAGAAAUCAGAUUUAAUUGACGCCAAUAUUUUUCCAAACAUAGUCGAUGAUGACAAUUUGAUUGGCAUACAAUAUUCGACGUCUACUGCAUUCAUGCCAGUGCCGAUAGAUGCUGACCGUUAUAACAUGAAUCAUAAAAAUCGCGGCAAGUGCAUAAUCUUCAAUCAUGAGGAAUUUGACUCGGGUAUUGACAAACGUGAAGGUUCGACGACAGACGCGAUGAGAUUGCAAAAGAGUUUUGGCAAUCUCGGAUUCGACAUUGAAAUUGAGAAUGAUUUAAGCCACAUGGAAGUUAUGGAUAAAAUAGAGAAACUAAGCCAAUAUGACCAUACAGAUAACGACUGCCUCUGCAUUAUCGUGCUAACUCACGGACUGCAAAAUGACUUGAUAUGGGCGAAAGACGUCGCCUAUAAAUCCGAAAAAAUCUGGAAGCCAUUUACCGCCGAUAAAUGUAUAACGCUAGCAGGAAAGCCAAAAUUGUUUUUCUUCCAAGCUUGCAGAGGCGAUCAGGUUGAUAGCGGUGUAGUACUGUCUCCUCGCAGUUUGAUACCAUCGGAAGCAACAGAUACCGUAUCAUCUUAUAAGAUUCCUACUCAUGCAGAUUUUUUAAUAGCUCACAGUUCGGUUCAAGAUUUUUACACUUGGAGGAAUCCUGUGGAAGGCACAUGGUAUAUUCAAUGUCUAUGCAAAGUCCUGGAUGAAUACGGAACAAAGAUGGAUUUGAUGAGCAUGUUGACAUUAACAGCACGGAAAGUCGCCACGGAUUUUGCCUCCAUUAAUCCCAUAGAUAAGACUAUGCACGAUAAGAAGCAAGUGCCAUCAGCGACGUCGAUGUUAAUCAGAUCAGUUUACUUUCCACCAAAAUUGAAUGAACAAUCGACUACAACGUAAAUUAUCAAAUUGCAAGAGACUACAAAAAGAUCUUAAUAAACUAGGAAAGAAAUAUGGUAUUUUAUAUAAUUACGUAAAUAGCUAUUGUAAGUAAUAUAAUUACUUAGCAUUUAUUUUACUGAUGAAAACAAGUUCCAUGUAUAAUGUACGUAUAUCAUACGUUGAAGAAAUUUUUCUGUUAUGUCUCUUUAAAGAUAUUAAUAUGUUCAUUUAUCUCAAAUUAAAAAAUUAUUGCGAUAAUGUUAUAAGUUUAUAGUAAAAUUGUAUUGGAAUUGAAAUUUAUUAUAUAUGCCCGACAAUUUUACACAAACUGAUUAUAAAAUUUACGAAUGAAAAAGACAACGUGUGAAUAACAUCCUCUAUAAAAAAAAUGAUUUUAUAGUCUAAAAAAAAUUGUUAGCAAAUGUGAAAUACAUGUGUUAAUGGCUAGAUAUUUAUAAUA